AUGGCUUCACUUCCACCCUCAUCCACAAUAAAGGACUUGCCCCAAGAGCAACAAUUCCGAACCCUCGACACGCUCUUUGAAUCAUCCCCAGAGCUCCACACCCUCAUGGCACCGGUACUAGCCGGCCAAUCCUUCUCAUCAUAUCCCAGCCUUAUCGAUGCUGUGGGAGGCCGGAUGUCAGCUCUCUCUGCCGCAAAUUCACCGCCCGAUCGAGAUAUCCUCGUGGGAAUCCUUGGGUCUCACCCUCGCCUAGGCCAGCGGAAGUCAGCGGCCCCUGAACACCUGAGCGAAUUGAGCAAGCAAGAACAGUCGCAACUGAAUACAGGCGCGGAGGAGCAGGCCGAGAAACUGCGGCUACUGAACGCUGAAUAUGAAGACAAGUUCCCUGGGCUACGAUUUGUGACGUUUGUUAAUGGACGAAGUAGAGAUGUUAUCAUGGAAGAAAUGCGGGCGAGAAUUGAUCGGGGAGACGGUGACCGGGAAGUCGAGGAGACGAUUCAGGCCAUGUGUGAUAUCGCAAAAGACCGGGCGCGGAAGUUGGGGCAAGAAUGA
Messenger RNA from Aspergillus calidoustus, 552 nucleotides. The record is from the annotation of a GenBank genome assembly. NCBI's taxonomy places the organism in Eukaryota, Fungi, Ascomycota, Eurotiomycetes, Eurotiales, Aspergillaceae.